UCUCUAGUUAAAUAUUUAUUGUAUCAUUUAAACAAGGAAAAUCUCACCCAUGUAUACAACAACACUGGAAACAAUUAUUUUUCGGAGGUAACUAGAUUUGGUAGGAUUGACAGAAUCGCAUGUGCUUGCAUUAGUAAUUUUCGAACAUCAAAUUGUAUUAAAUAUUCUGUAAUUUCUAAUGUGACUGGAAAAUGCUGCUUUGUUUAUAAGCGUUUGGUUGAUUAACAUGCGAGAGUUCAGUGUCGGGAAUGGACAUUUUAUCAGAUAAACUUAAUCUGAUGGAAUUAGAAUUCCAAUUUCAUGAUGAUAAUACAAGUUGUUCUUCUUCUACUUUUUCAAUCAGCGAAGAUUUCGAUGACUUGCGAUUAGGAGCUGAUGCAAAUACAUUCACUGCCAAAUAUGAAGAUGAUCUUGGUGACAGACCGGUCCACAAAUUCGAAAUUAUGAAACAACAGAGAAAUCAGUACGAUCAAAAUGAUCUUAAUUACACUGUUUCAACCAUUUCUAGCAUUUCAGAUCUUAUUGAUGCCCGAGAAGGUGAUCCUGAGGACUUAUUACUGGGUCUAGGAUUUGUACCUUUUGAAGGAGAAGAAUCACAUACUUCUAUUUUGUCACGAUUCUCUUCUCUACCCCUUGGAAACGAGGAAAUUGAAUUGCAACGUAGUCAGCAAUGUGAUCAACACCACGCAAGCACACAUCAUCAUGCAAUUGGUCCAACUGUUCACAAUGGUAUAUUGAAGACUAGAGAAUGGCUUGCUAGUCAAGAAUAAUAAUAUGAAUAUAGAUUCUUCAUCUUCAUCGUGUUUCAAAAAGAUUCUUCUUCUGGAAGCAUCCAAGGUCUAUUAGUCAUCUUCU
Styela clava is the source of this 855-nucleotide messenger RNA. Lineage: Eukaryota; Metazoa; Chordata; Ascidiacea; Stolidobranchia; Styelidae. The record is from RefSeq and is a predicted model, not a curated record.